AUGUCCUCCAUAACGUUCCCGAACAGCCCAGGGUUCCCGUCUUCUGCCUCCUCGUCGAGCCACGAGAUGCGCAGCUACUCGCCCGCAUUCGACGGGGCGUCGUUCCAAGUCAACCCGCUCUCGCACCACCCGCCGCGCACACCGCGCCCGUCCGUAGCGUCAAUGUCGACCUCUAGUAUCUACGGGACGGAGAUGUACGGGAGCAGGAUGCAGGAGGAGACGAUAUCAGAGAGUCGAGUGCCUGAGGAGGACACCGAAACUGGGGACGACGAGAGGGUGUCUGCGGAGGCCGAGGACAAGGUUAGGAAGGAGGACAUAUUGAGAGAACUGUUGAAGACGAGUAAUGGACGAGACAAGGCUUUCAAAAUCAUACAGUAUUCACUGCGGAUGUACCUCCUCUUUCACUCGGUGGUGUCGGGCUCUGUCCUGCGCAGCAGACCGCGCUCCGCAUGGGAGGCGGAACUCGUCAAGCGUUGCGAGUCGACGAUCGCGGGCUUCUCGCUCACUCGAAAAUGUCUCAUCCUGUUCAACUGGCUCACGCCUCUGACCUCGAUAUUGGACCAGCACGCGUCCGUGCCGUUCUCCGCAGACUCGUCCUCUACGAAUAGACUGCCAGCAGAAAAGCGCAAGGGCAAGCCAUUGCUGCACACUUUCCUCCACGCGCCGCCGCCAGUGCUGCUCGAAUUGGUCAACGGCCUAUCGGACGAUGUUUAUACGUUUGCCAGGUUGGGGCUCAUCGGCAAGCGGCUGGGAGAACGCGCUGGGAGGUUUGCAGACUGGUGUUGGUUUGCUGGCACGCUUGUGAACCUGGUGGAAAACACUGUAGAGAGAAGUGUGAUUCUCACGCAGCAGCACGAAGUGGAAUCACGGCUCUACGCGGAGUCGAUGGGGGGCGCAACGGCCAAAUCAAACCCAGCGGCUUCGAAGGUGGACGAAACGGAGCUUGGAAGAUUGCAGAGACAAGAUUACUGGAUACAGGUGACACGACUGAAAUUACUGAUGGAUCUCAUCUUCGUCUCCUACAACGUCUUCAAUCUCAAACGCGCCAAAAGCCAGAUUCAGACGUUCGCCGGCCUGGCAGCAGCAGCUCUCAGGUGA
Molecule: messenger RNA, 1098 nt
Organism: Fibroporia radiculosa
Lineage: Eukaryota; Fungi; Basidiomycota; Agaricomycetes; Polyporales; Fibroporiaceae
Exons: 5
Coding region: 1-1098 (365 amino acids)
Biological process (GO): peroxisome fission; regulation of peroxisome size
Cellular component (GO): peroxisomal membrane
Source: RefSeq, a predicted model, not a curated record